UUCUGCUUCUUGAGAAAAAAGCUGAUGAAAAUGGAUCACUUAGGUAUAAGAUUCAGAAUGAUAUAACUAAUAAAUUAAUUAAAUGUUCAAUUAAUAAAAUCCAAUUUAUAUCAUAUAAUUGGUAUAAGAUUCAUGAAUGGCUACAGAGACCAAAACAAGUAUUGUGAAGCUCAAAUCAAAUGAUCCAGAUGAAUCUUUCAAUGGAAAGAAUGAUCCUUUGAUUGUUAAGAAGAAAUUAGCCACCUCAAACAAGGUUCCAACUGAUUCAAAGAUGAAGAAAUCUGUCACAAAAUCUGAGGUUAAAUCUAAAACAACAUCAUCAUCAUCUUCAAAAACAACAUCAAAGACAACUACUACAAAAGUAAGAGAGAAGAAAGUCUAUAGUCUUCCUGGGCAGAAACAUGAUCCCCCAGAAGAGAAAGAACCUCUAAGGAUUUUUUAUGAGUCAUUAUCAAAACAAAUACCAACAAGUGAAAUGGCAGAAUUUUGGUUAAUGGAACAUGGAAUGUUGUCUCCAGAAAAAGCCAAGAAAGCAUUUGAGAAGAAGCAGAAGAAGAAGCAAAAAGAGCUUAGGGCAGGAAAUUCUAUAGCUGAAACUUCCAAUAAACAAGAAUCUAAAAAUGGAGACAUAAAAGCCAAGAAAAUAGUUGUUGAGAAUGAUGGUGAUGAUGUUGAUGAUGACGACGACGAUGUCAUUUUAAGCUCUAAAAGAAGAAAAAGGUAGUAAAAUAGAAAGCCUCGCAUUGGCUAUAACAGUUUUUUAACAACGCAUCAUAGGGAAAAAAGAAAGAUGUUAAAAGACAAAAUAUGACGAUAAACUUCUUAAUUAAGUGCUUAUCAUAAAAAGUUAAUCUAUUUUCGUAUAUCCUAUAAACUAUUUUUAUAAACUAAUCCCUCUGUCCUGUAUAUAAGCACCAUUUUAUUAGAGAUAAAUGGUGCUUAUAUAUAGGGACGGAGGGAGUAUUUUGGAGAGCUUAUGAAAUUGUCUGAAACAGUUAAUAUACAUGUCAUAAACUAUUUCCGUAAGCUCUUUGAAAUAAUGAAAACAACUUAUGAACAUGUUUAUAACGUUAAAUAAGUCAAUAUCAACAUGCCUUGUCAAAUAGCUUAACUGUUAUUAGAUCAAGACACUGUUUAUGUUUCUAACUUUUACUUAGGUAACAAGGAAAAUAGUUUAUGUUAUGUUACUUGGGCAAUCUAGCAAUGAAAUUGAUAUCUUGGACUGUCUUUAUACUUUGUUCUGUUUUGUGUUUUUGAUAUUAUGGCUAAGCUUGCUUUGAAUAGUCAU
Messenger RNA from Medicago truncatula (barrel medic), 1288 nucleotides. Its product is annotated as transcription elongation factor SPT5. Lineage: Eukaryota; Viridiplantae; Streptophyta; Magnoliopsida; Fabales; Fabaceae. Bases 137 to 724 code for a protein of 195 amino acids. The transcript is spliced from 4 exons. The record is from RefSeq and is a predicted model, not a curated record.